CAGGUUAUUGGGCUACCAAGAUUCAAGCGAGGGCUGAGGCUACGUCUGUGCCCUCAACACUGUACACGGCGGUUGCGGCUCCGACGGAUAUAAGUAUAAAGUAGACGAACGAGGCUGUGAUCCCAUCUCAAGCUUUGUAAUAUCUGAUUAUCAUUAUUGCCAGUAUAAAGGGGUCGAUUGUGUUUUGUAGUUGCUCGAAGCUCGUCUGUUGUGCUCGACGAUCGAACUGCAUGUAAUGCAGGCGUCUUUCCAGGCAUCUAUUGUUGUAUGAACAGACGUGGUCGUAUCUAAGUGGUUGAGUGCCAGGCAUGGAUCCAUGACACUGCGCCGCUUCGUUGCAUGACUACCCCUCAUUUUCAUCGAUCAGCUGAAUACUCGUCCCCAAAGACUAUGACCAUUAACAUUGAUCCAUCUAAGCUUUCUGCCUGGGUCAAUUGCGACUACUCCUUCAUCCAACACCUGUCGUUGUCACGGGCGACAACACAACAAUGCGACUCCUAAGUGUAGCUCCGGAUGGUGGUCUGCAGCUGAAAACGUACAGCGAAGAUCAGGUUCCUCCUUAUGCCAUCCUUUCCCAUACCUGGGGACGACUCGAGGACUACGAGGUGACUUACAGAGACGUACUGGAUGGUACUGGAUUGAACAAACCUGGGUAUGAAAAGUUGCUGUUCUGUCACAAUCAGGCUAUGAGACACGAUUUGACGUACUUCUGGGUCGACGCAUGCUGUAUUGAUAAGUCCAACAGCACAGAGUUACAGGAGGCUAUCAACUCUAUGUUUCGUUGGUACCAACGGGCUGAAAGAUGCUACGUCUACCUCACGGAUGUCUCCAUCCGUGCCGGAGAACGACAGCUAUCGCGAGAAGAAUGGUUACCUUCUUUUGAAAGCAGUCGCUGGCAUACAAGGGCUUGGACACUUCAAGAACUGAUUGCGCCACGAAGUGUCGAGUUCUACUCUCGUGAGCACGUGUAUCUGGGGGACAAAGUCUUUCUCGCCGAGAACCUAAGACGAAUCACUUCAAUUGACAACGCAGUCUUAUCGAAUGGCAACUUUCUUCAAUAUAGUAUUGAUGACCGAAUCCGCUGGUGCGAGACGCGCCAGGCGACAAAAUCGGAAGACAAGGUUUACUCUUUACUUGGACUGUGCAAUAUUUAUCUUCCGCUCAUCUACGGUGAGGGGGAAGAGCAUGCAAUGAGGCGGUUGAGGAAAGAGAUAUCUGAGGCAGACCAUCUUAUUACCGCACCCGCCCGGAGGCGCCCCUUCAUGGUGCCAUUCGAACGAAAUUCACGAUUUACUGGGCGCGAACAUGACCUAUCGCAAGUGAGUGGAAUGCUAUUCCGUGGUACAGAGACUAGCAGAGCAGCGAUCGUCGGAUUAGGGGGCAUUGGUAAAACGCAAGUUGCGAUCGAGCUUGCCUAUCGAGCAGCUGAGCUCUACCCUGACUGCGCAAUAUUUUGGAUUCCUAUGACCAAUACGGAGAGUCUCGACCGAGCUUACAGCUCUUUAGCGGACGAGCUUGACGUACCUGGACGCCGUAAUAGUUCCACUGACUUGAAAUUACUUGUACAAAUGCACAUGAGCAGGGUUGAAACUGGACGAUGGUUGAUGAUAUUCGACAACGCGGACUCGAUGGAGACAUGGACUGACAAACAAAGCGAUCGUCACGCUGGAAAACGACUCAUUCACUGUUUGCCCAAGAGUGCCCUUGGUAGCAUUCUUUUCACAUCACGAGACAAGAAGGUUGCAGUGAAGUUGGCUGAGAGCGAAGUGAUAGUUUUAAAAGGCUUAGAGCCCAGCUUUUCUGUGGAGCUAUUACGUAAAAGCCUUAUACACACAGAGGAUGUAGAUCGGCCCUGUGAGAGUGAAUUGGAAGCUCUCGGUGAGCUGCUGACACAUUUGCCGCUGGCACUUUCGCAAGCAGCGGCAUAUCUGAAUUCCAACGACGUCUCAAUCGCAACAUACCUGACUCUAUUCCAAGAGCAAGACGACACCGCUAUAGAACUUCUAAGUGAGGAGUUUGAGGACCAAGGACGAUAUGAGACCGCCAGGAACCCAAUAGCAGCGACAUGGCUCAUAUCGUUUGAGCGCAUUAGAGCAACUGACAAUCUGGCUGCCGAAUACCUCUCGCUGAUGGCUUGCCUUGAACACAAGGACAUACCUCAUUCGUUUCUUCCAGCCGGUCCCUCGAAAAAGAAACAGCUUGAUGCUAUCGGAACACUCACUGCCUACUCAUUCCUCAUGAAGACCACAUCAAAUACAUACAAUCUACAUAGGCUAGUCCAUCAUGCUACUUGGAAAUGGUUGAAAGACAGAGACCUGAGUCGUGGCUUUACCCGCAAGGCACUUGAACGUCUAGACGAGGUCGUUCCAAUGGGAUACGAGAACAGACAUGUUUGGAGGCAGUUUCUCGGUCACAUGGGACACGUACUUGACUUGGAUAAGAUUUCUGUGUCUGACGAGUUACAUCUAAACCUUACCUGGAGGCUUGGUCAUUAUCUGAAAAGUGAUGGCAGAUAUCGCGAAGCCGAGCUUAGGUCCCUUAAAGCAUGGAGAGCCCUGGAGUUGGAGCCUGAUAGCGUGGCAUAUCGUACAUUUUUAACUCACCAGUUGAAUCUUGGUUUGCUACAGAAGACCCUCGGCGAGUUUGAGACCGCAUCCCAGAUAUUCGAAGGAGUUACGCCGUUUUUGCAAUCUGAACUUGGUGCAGAACAUCCCAGCUGUUUACAAAUAUUGUCUGCCCUUGCUCACUGCUAUCUAAUAAUGGGCCGACUUGUUGAGAGUGGGCAGAUACUCACAAGGGUCUUGGAAUCUCAAAGAAGGAUAUUGGGUGACGACCAUCCGGACACACUUGAUACCCUGAAAGUUUGCAUGGAACAUAGCGUGCUUCGUGGGGACCUUGUCCAGGCUGAGAGGCUCGGAAUCGCCGUGAUUGAGGGUUAUAGACAUAGCAAGAGAGAACAGCAACGAGCAUGCAAGGAAUAG
Molecule: messenger RNA, 2981 nt
Organism: Pseudovirgaria hyperparasitica
Lineage: Eukaryota; Fungi; Ascomycota; Dothideomycetes; Acrospermales; Acrospermaceae
Product: HET-domain-containing protein
Exons: 4
Coding region: 489-2981 (830 amino acids)
Molecular function (GO): protein binding; ADP binding
Source: RefSeq, a predicted model, not a curated record